CAGACCUCCUUCCCAGUUUGUACGACUGAAGAACACUGCAAAGAUCAGAUUGUAAUCUCAGACUCCAGUUUAAGAGCAGAUAUGUCUUUCUUUACAAUUGUGUCACUCGUGGUUUUUCUGGCUAUUGCUGAGGGUACCAGUACGGAGGAUCCAGGAGUGACUCUGCAAUGUCGCUGCAUCAACAAGGAGAGCAGGCACAUCGGACGUCAUAUAGAGAAGGUGGAGUUGAUCUCUGCCAACUCUCACUGCCCAGAAAUUGAGAUUAUUGCCACUCUUAAAAACAAUGGGGCAGAAGUCUGUCUGGACCCUGAAGCUCCGUGGGUCCAAAGAGUGCUCAAGAGAAUUUUGGAGCGCACAGCUUGAAAAAUAACGGACCCGGACACGUUUUCCCAGGAAGGAUUCACGUGACAGCGGUUGUGCAAAUAAAUCGUCAACACAACAAACGAGUGCGGACACAAACAAGGCUUUAUUCUGAAGAGUGUCACACUUUCAAAGAGCUGUUUUUAAAAGCAAUUAAAAUACUUGUGUGAUGGAAAUUUGACCUGAUGAGACUUCUGAAAUAAAGACAUUUGAGAAUAA
This is a messenger RNA of Limanda limanda (common dab), 579 nucleotides long. RefSeq names its product interleukin-8-like. Gene Ontology annotation, molecular function: chemokine activity; CXCR chemokine receptor binding. The coding region runs from base 82 to 363 and encodes 93 amino acids. Gene Ontology annotation, cellular component: extracellular region. The transcript has 4 exons. The record is from RefSeq and is a predicted model, not a curated record. NCBI's taxonomy places the organism in Eukaryota, Metazoa, Chordata, Actinopteri, Pleuronectiformes, Pleuronectidae. Gene Ontology annotation, biological process: cellular response to lipopolysaccharide; neutrophil chemotaxis; chemokine-mediated signaling pathway.